AUGGCGACCCAGACAAGCAAAAGAACGUUGACCUACGGACGGCAUAGCUCCCUACAGACCAUCACCGCAACACCUCUCGAGCAACAUAAAGAUGGUUACUGGGUAAUCUAUAUCCACGGUGGCGCCUGGCGUGAUCCAACCAUCACAGCAGAAUCAAUUGAACCAACCCAAUCCAAUCUCCAAGCCUCACCGGAGCUCCCCAUCACAGGCUUGGCCUCGAUCGAGUACCGACUCAGUGCACACCCAAACCACCCCCAAGACAAAGCCACAACACCCCCCGAACAAUACCGCAAUGCCAAACACCCCGAUCACAUCCGCGAUGUGGAAGCAGCGCUAGCCUUCCUGCAGAAUACAUACAACUUCGGGCAGCGGUACAUCCUUGUCGGACACAGCUGCGGCGCAACACUAGCUUUCCAGGCGGUCAUGGGCGCGGUAGCAGGACAUCGGGAACAAUUAUUCAACGGGAGUGCAGAUGAGAGCGACCAAGAAACCGAGCCGGUGACUUCGUCUCCAGAACCCCUUCCGCCGCGUCUGUCUGCGCACCCAACAGCUAUCGUCGGUGUCGCGGGUAUCUAUGACUUACGGCAGAUCGUUGAAACACACCGGGAUAUCUCAGAGUACCGUAGGUUUGUUGAGGGGGCUUUUGGAGCGGAUGAGUUGCUUUGGGAUGCGGUGUCGCCGGCUCAGAUGGUUGGGUCAAGGGGGGUAGAGGGUGGUUGGAAGACUGGGCGAUUGGUUGUGCUGGCGCAUUCAAAGGAUGAUGAGUUGGUGGAUCAAGGUCAGCUUGAGACGAUGCGGGAGGCGCUUCGUGCAUGGGAGGACAGGAAGGCGCAGGUUUCGAAACAAGAGUUGACUUCGAAUGAUCGCCGUGUGCAAGUCCUCUCACUUACUGGAGAGCAUGAUGAGGCCUGGUCCAAGGGCGAGGAACUUGCCCGUGCGGUUAGGUGCGCCUUUGAGGAGCUGCGGAAGAUGGGAUUAUCGCCUUAG
Messenger RNA from Penicillium subrubescens, 987 nucleotides. Its product is annotated as arylformamidase. The record is from RefSeq and is a predicted model, not a curated record. NCBI's taxonomy places the organism in Eukaryota, Fungi, Ascomycota, Eurotiomycetes, Eurotiales, Aspergillaceae. Gene Ontology annotation, molecular function: arylformamidase activity. The transcript has 2 exons. The coding region runs from base 1 to 987 and encodes 328 amino acids.